UUCCAGCGGCUAUGCCCACGGUGAGGAAACGUCAGAGAAAUUGGCCGUGAAUUUUCUCUUUUUCUUUCUAGAAGUCCCGUUUCUGUUGCUGUAUGCCCGAGUCUAGGUUGCCUUUUGGGAUAGUUGAGUUCGCGAUUAUUGUAGAAAGCAGUUGAACCCACUAUUAUAGCCCUAUUUUAGUGAAAAAGAUGUCAAGGUGAAGUGCCCUUGGGAAGACGUCGUCUGCAGGGGAUCAGGUCCCAGUUAAUUAAUCUCUAAUCAGAAUUAAAACGAAAUAAGCGAUGGCAUCAAAUGAAGCGAACAAGAACCAAGGGAUUGACGGAAUCGAAGAUGCAAUGGGAGAGCUAAUGAGCUCUGAAAAUUACAUCAUUGUUGACAUUGGAGCUAACCUCACCAAUAAGAAGUUCACAAGGGACCUAGACUCUGUUGUGUCAAGAGCUCGAGAUGCAGGAGUUCACAAGAUCAUGGUAACGGGCAUUACAGUACAGAGCAGCAAGGAAGCACUACGCCUAACCCGCCUCUUCCCAGAAACAUUAUACUCAACUGCAGGAGUACACCCACAUGAAGCGAAAACUUGGGAUGACGAAACAGAAGAGGCUCUACGAGAAUUGGCUGCCAACCAAGAGGUGGUAGCCAUAGGUGAGUGCGGACUGGACUUCAAUCGAAACUUCUCUCCUCAAGAUGUCCAGCUUGAGGUCUUUGAAAAGCAGGUCUCCCUAGCAUGCGAGUUGAGAAAACCACUUUUUGUACACGAAAGAGAUGCCCAUAAAGAGGUACUGGAGGUGUUGGGGAAAUACAAAGCACGUCUUCCUCCUGUAGUGAUUCACUGCUUCACAGGGGAUGCCACACAAGCAGCUGCCUACCUCAAAGAAGGAUGUUACAUUGGUCUUACAGGCUAUGUAUGGAAAGACAAAUCUGAGGAUGGUGUAAGGAGAAUUUUAGAGGAUGGAGUAGUCCCACUGGACAGACUCCUUGUUGAAACUGAUUCGCCAUUCAUGUACCCCAAUACCCGUGCCUCCAAGUUACCUCCAUAUGUCAAAGAGGCACUCACGGAAAGAUCUUUGACGUUUCUUCACCGAUACUGCACCUUCCAACGCAACGAACCUUGCUCUCUGCCAGUAACUAUUGAGAUGAUUGCAGCUUAUAUGAAGAAGAAAUCAGAGCAGGUAGCUCUCCAAACAACCUUCAAUGCUUUAAAGGUGUUUGGCCUGAGCACAUGAGAAACUGGCCACUGAUAACUGUUUUUCUUUCAAAUUAAAAAAUUAAUUGUACUUGGUGUACUUUUGCUCUGUUACUUGAAACAGUUAAAAAGAUAUACCAUGUUUUUCCUCCAAAAAGAACAAGAUUGCAGGUAAAGUCAUAGCCCACUUGCUCUACAAUUGGGUUGCUUCCUCUUAUAUUUUUUUCAUUCUUUCUCUCUCUCCUUUUUUUUACCCCACAACAAAGAAGAUUUUUUCACCAAUGCAUUUUGGGGGUGUGGCUUCCAUGUGAUGUUUAUUGCUUGAUGUAGUUGCUAAUGAAAAUCAUUUCAAGUCUUACCAAAGCACUUGUUGAUUUGCAAUCUGUGACAUAAAAGCUUUUUCUAUUUCCAUAUUGUCAAGGGCUCUAUCAGAGCUAUAGACCAUAUAGAGUGUCACAUUCAUGCAGCUAAUUUUUUUAUGGAUAUCAUUUUUUUCUUAUAGAAUCAAAGAUUUUGUACCUUCUGGCAAGGUCUGCCUGCUUGUAGCAAUUUGAUUAUAUCCCAAGGUUAUCACUUGGUUCCACAAUUCUGCAUGGUGGAUAACAGAGAGAGGUAAUUAUGUGAUAGCUAUCACAUGUAUUAGUUAAUGAUUAAGUUGCAUCACAAUCUUACCAUUAGAUAAUUGGUCUUAUCCUUUUGUGCUGCCAGUUCGAGAAUAUGACAUAGUGCUGGUAUUAUUAUGGACUUUGACUGCAGCUUAUAAAUCAGUCAGUGCUAGUAAUACUCUUUAGUAUUAAGGGUAAAGUAAUCAAACCCCCACCCUUUCAGACACCAUUUUCGUGGUUGUUGGUGGGUCUUUGUCAUGCUAGAGCAGUAGAAGAGAAUAAAGUGUUUGCAGCUCUAAGUGGUAUAAAAAUCACUUGCAACAAGUUUAUGAUCAGAAUGUGUUCUUUUUGUGUGCUAUAGUAGUCGGAAAAGCUGCAAGAUGACAGAAAUGAAAAUGAAUUAAAAGUUUCAUCUAUUCACAAUAACAUCAUAAUAUAUCUGAAUUUAUUUUUAAAAGAAAAAAAAAUAAAAGUUGCAAGAUGUCAGAAAUGAAAAUUGAUUAAUGAAAAAUUUCUUCCAUUCACAAUAACAUCAUCAUAUGAUUUUAUUUUUAAAAGAAAAAUUAAAGUUCCUCAGAAUAUGUUCUUUUUGUGUGCUAUGGUAGUCAGAAAAGCUGCAAGAUGACAGAAAGGAAAAUUAAUCAAUGAAAAAUUUCAUCCAUUCACAAUAACAUCAUAGUAUAUCUGAAUUUAUUUUUAAAAGAAGAAAUAAAAGUUUCUCAGAAGUUUUUAAUUGAUUAAUAUCACUUAUUUAUAAAAAGUUAUGUCUCUAACUAGAUAUUCUUUACUUUGUAAUCUAAAAGGAAUUUAACAUUGUGAUAAGUGAUGGUGCUUCUUAUGUGAUGUUACUGUUGGUAUCAUAGUUUGAUAAUGAUGAAUGUAAAAGUGCCUAAACCAAAAUUAUAUUUCUCAGUAUUAGUGUUUUUUAUGUCAUGCAUUCAGUGUAUGUGUAUAUAUGUUUGGGGUCAGUAGGCUUAUUUAUUUGAUGAGAUUAUGUAGCAAAAAUUCUUUAUUUUUUAUAUUUCUGUUUGGUACACUGUUUGUUUAUAUAUAUAUUUUUUAGAAGUAUGAUAUAAUUAGUAACUUUGUUUUAUUUAUUGUUGUUGAUGGUAUUAUUAAUUUUUAGUUAUUAAUUUUUUGAAAGUCACAUUCUUAUUAUUAUUAUUAUUUUUUAUUAUUUGUUCUAUAUUUGGACAGUUUUUCUUCCUUGUUUUUUAUUAUUUUUAUUUUAUAGAUGUUUUGGUUUACUACUUUUUUUUCCUUUUUUAUUGAAUAUUUUGUUUCUUUUAGAAAAAUACUAUUCUUUGGAAUACCAAACUCUAGUCUCUGUUUACCUUAUUUUCAUCAUGACAAUGCCAUUUCUCUUGAUAAGACUAUAUCGGUGUUCCUUCUCCUUUUCAGUCUUUUACGUUAUUUUUAUUUUUUCCCAUAGUUUUUGUAAAUUUCUCUGGAUCAUGUUUUUCACCAAUGCCUGAUAAUUGGGUCAGUUAAUUUUCUGUCUCUUGAUAUGAUAUUCUUUUGUGUAUAUACCUCAAUUCAAAUUAUACUUGACUGCUUUCCCCUUUUUUAUAUAUAUAUUUUAUGUGCUUGAGUUUAAAGGACAAUAUCCCUUGUUUUUUUUCUAUUCUUUUAAAUUUAAGAUAGACUUGAAGUCAUGUUCUUUAAGUUUAUGAUUUCUUUUAAUAAAGUAGGUGAUAAAAUAUAAACUAUUUCAAUUCUGAUAAUUUUCUAAGUUAUAAACAACCUGUUUCAUAGGAAUUGCUUUGACUCUUUUUGAUCUGAGUGCGGGAAUAAAGAGUUUGCAGUUUGAGUAAGUUUAUCAUUAUUAACUUUAUCUACAUAAUACAUCCCUUCUUGGGAAACUGGGUAUGUGCUGGUUUGAUAAUGGAAUAAGAGGAUAAUUGCUUUAAAAAGUGAAAGGGCAACUGGAAAUUAACACUGUCAAUUCCUGCUGAUAUUAGCUACUGUAUUAGAACUAAUUUGAUAGCCAUUUGUAAUUGCAAACAUAUUUAUUUUCGUGUUUUAUGCUACAGUUUGCUUUAAUGCAGUAUCAUUUUUUAGUCUCAUAUCCCCUCUUAUGCUAUCAAUUCUUAUACCUACAACAAACCUAUUCAUUAUACAUAUCUUCAUAGUUACCGAUGCACUGAUUUGUUUUGCAUUGAAAGCACAUAUAGGACAUAUAUAUAUAUAUUUUUUUUUUCAUAGGUAAACAUUCAAGUUUUAUGGAAGCAUCCAUUUAGUGUGCAAGAAUAUAGACCAUUUACUUUGUUUUUUUCUGGCCUAUUGUCAUUGCUUACUAUGAUAGUAAGGAAUGAUAAUAGUUAAUAUCAGUAACUUCAUUUUUGCUUACCAUAUCAUAGGCUUUCAUUGUCUCUUUCUUAUAAGUAAUAGCCUUAUAAGUUGUUGUUUUUUGCCAAAUAUGAUUGCCAGUUUCAUAUUCCAUGACUUGUAAAUUGUAAGUGUUUUCUUUCUGUGCUAAAUUUGGACCACCGUGAUCCAGAUGUUGAAUUUUCUUUUGAUUUGCCAGUUUUGUCUUUAUUUUUUUCUGUCUGUUUGUGAUGUCUUCUGAACAGUUAUCUAUACUAGCCAUUACUGUUUACAAACUUUGUGUCUAUAUAUUCAUUAGAUAUGUUUAGAAGUAUAGUAUUUCCCUGUAAUCACAUUUUUAUAUUUGCUUUCUGUUUCACAUGUAUUCUUUUGAUUUCUCUUUUGAAUGUCUGUAUUAAUUGAUACUACUUUUGCUGAAGUCAAAGGUAAGGGUAUCAGACUCAUAAACAUUGGGCAUGCA
Penaeus indicus is the source of this 4573-nucleotide messenger RNA. Its product is annotated as 3'-5' ssDNA/RNA exonuclease TatD-like. Lineage: Eukaryota; Metazoa; Arthropoda; Malacostraca; Decapoda; Penaeidae. The transcript is spliced from 7 exons. The coding region runs from base 282 to 1220 and encodes 312 amino acids. Gene Ontology annotation, cellular component: cytosol. Gene Ontology annotation, molecular function: single-stranded DNA 3'-5' DNA exonuclease activity. The record is from RefSeq and is a predicted model, not a curated record.